AUUUGCUGACAGCACAGGAAUACCACUGCCUGCUGCAGCUGCUCUGCCCUGACUUCCCAAUGGAACUCACUCAGAAGGCAGCAAGGAUUGUGCUGAUGGAUGAUGCUAUGGAUUGCCUGAUGUCUUUUUCUGAUUUCCUCUUUGCUUUCCAGAUCCAGUUCUACUACUCAGAGUUCCUGGAAAGUGUGGCUGCCAUAUAUCAAGAUCUACUGGCUGGUAAGAAUCCAAAUACUGUGAUUGUGCCAACAUCGUUCUCUGGGCAACAUCGGCAGCGCCAACCCCCAAGUGACUGCAGCCCACUCGAUGGGGUAGAGGCAUCUCUCUUCUACCAGUGCCUAGAGUCCUUGUGUGACAGAUCAAAAUACAGCUGUCCACCUUCGGCUCUCGUGAAAGAAAUGUUGAGUAGCGCACAGAGACUGACCUUCUAUGGAUUCCUUAUGGCACUUGCAAAGGAUCAGAGAAUCAACAGAGCCCUAGGGGCUUUGCCAGAUAAAGGAGACUUGUUUCUGGACCCUGCCAUGGAUCAGGAACUUGAGAAAUUGGUAGCUCAGGUUUCAGGGCUUUCUGUCUCCGGUCCCACCAGCUCCAGCGGGGACACAGCUAAUUUGCCUGUCCGUAACUCACCCAGGAUUAACUGUCCCUGGAAACCUCUACACCAUCGACGAAAAAUGGAUGCUGAGAGUGAAGGCUCCAAUGAAGAGACGGACUCCUCUGAAAACUGA
Messenger RNA from Cariama cristata (Red-legged seriema), 722 nucleotides. RefSeq names its product chromosome unknown open reading frame, human C11orf49 (gene CSTPP1). The record is from RefSeq and is a predicted model, not a curated record. The annotation marks the transcript as partial. NCBI's taxonomy places the organism in Eukaryota, Metazoa, Chordata, Aves, Cariamiformes, Cariamidae. The transcript has 6 exons.